AUGUCAGAAGUAGAAGAAACAUUUAAAAGAUUAUUGGCACACAAAGGAGUUAUUGGUGCAAUUAUUGUAAGCUCAGAUGGGAUCGCAGUAAGAACUUCCAUGGAUAACAGUACCACAAAUCAUUACUGUGGUCUUAUUCAACAAUUGGUAGCAAAAUCUCGUUCUGCUGUUCGUGAUUUAGAUCCAUCUAAUGAUUUAACAUUUUUGCGUAUACGAAGUACUCGAAAUGAAAUUAUGGUAGCACCAGAUCGUGAUUACAGUCUCAUCGUUAUACAAGAAACAAGCAUAGAAUAA
Schistosoma intercalatum is the source of this 294-nucleotide messenger RNA. The record is from the annotation of a GenBank genome assembly. NCBI's taxonomy places the organism in Eukaryota, Metazoa, Platyhelminthes, Trematoda, Strigeidida, Schistosomatidae.